Oenanthe melanoleuca is the source of this 6007-nucleotide messenger RNA. RefSeq names its product CD109 molecule (gene CD109). Lineage: Eukaryota; Metazoa; Chordata; Aves; Passeriformes; Muscicapidae. The transcript has 33 exons. Gene Ontology annotation, cellular component: extracellular region. Gene Ontology annotation, molecular function: endopeptidase inhibitor activity. The record is from RefSeq and is a predicted model, not a curated record. Bases 121 to 4464 code for a protein of 1447 amino acids.
GCGGCCGCCUCUCCCUUCCCUCCCCCGCUCGCCAAGGCGCCUCCCGCCCGGCCACAGCCCCGGCCCCGGCCCCGGCCCUGCGCACAGCGGCGGGCUCGCCGGCAGCGCGCACGGAGAGCCAUGGCGCGGUCCCGCGGCGAUGUCCGCUUCUUCCUCCUCCUCCUCCUCCUCUGCAGCUCCGCGGCUGCGGGACCUACGUUCCUUGUGGCAGCUCCCUGGAACAUCAGGCCUGGAGCAAACUUGACUGUUGGGGUAGCUCUGCUGCCGGACAGCCCAGCACAGGUCGCCGUAAAGGGGGAAGUGAUCAGAGAUAACGAGACUGUCUUGAGCAGGGAAAUGGUCUUUGAGAAAGGUACCUUUGGGACUCUUGUUCUUCCAGUACUGCCUCUGAACAGUGCUCCUGGGAAUUAUGAAUUACUGGUGGAGGGCCAUGCUAAAGGCCAGCGCAUCUUCUCUAACCGCACCAGCCUGAUGUACACGUCAAAAAGCACCUCUGUGUUCAUCCAGACUGAUAAAUCCAUGUACAAACCAGGACAAGAUGUGCUCUUCCGCAUUGUCACUGUCCAUCCUGAUCUCAAACCUUACAAAGUGUCUCUGAAUAUAUAUAUCCGAGAUCCUCGGAAGAAAUUGAUUCAGCAGUGGUUGAUGGAGGAGGGUGAUUUGGGUGUAGUUUCCAAAAAGUUUCAGUUAUCAAUGAACCCUCCACUAGGAGACUGGUCCAUAGAGGUGGAAGUGAACGGUCAAGUUCAUUAUCAGAGAUUUAAAGUGAUGGAAUAUGUUUUACCAAAAUUUGAUGUCAUGAUAACAACACCCUUAUACUACUCUUUGAGAGAUGAAGAUGUAGCUGGUGUUGUCUCUGCCAAGUACACCUAUGGAAAGCCAGUGAAGGGAACUGUAACAGUCACUUGCCUUUCUGUUUCUUACUGGACAAACAAGAGAAAUAUAACAACAACAAUGGAGAUAAAUGGGUCUGUGAAUGUGACCUGUAACAAGCUUAUGUUGCAAAACUUGAAUGCUGAGCAGCCGUGGCAGCAAGGGGACGGCGAGUUCACGGAGCCGAUCGAAGUGAUCGCGGUGGUGACGGAGGCGCUCACGGGAAUCUCCCAAAAUUCAAGUACCAUCAUAUUUCCAAAGCAAAGUGACUAUUUUAUUGAAUUUCUGGACUACACUAGAGUUAUAAAGCCUUCUCUGAACUUCAUAGCUACUCUAAAGGUGUCACGCUCUGAUAGCAGCCAGCUGACAGCUGAAGAGAGGCAUAAUCUUGUAACAAUCACUGCACAACAGUCAGACCUGCUUUUCCAUCACUCUUCACUUUCUCACCUGGAAAAUGAGGCAACAGAGGAGAGAAAUCUGACAGUCCAUGUCCUGAACUACACAGUUCCAGAAAAUGGAGUAAUUGAUGUUGAGUUUCCAAUCCUGUCUGAUACAAAAACUCUGAGAGUUCAGGCGGAGUUCCUCAGCAGUAAGACUGACAUAGGUGUUUAUGAUGUGUUCAGCUCCCCCAGUCAGACUUAUCUCCAGCUUAAAACAAAGAGCCAGGAUAUAAAGGCUGGGAAGCCUUUUGAGCUGAGCAUUGCAAGCAACAAGCCAGUGAGAGAGUAUCACUAUCUGGUAUUAUCUAAGGAACAAAUUAUGGAUUCUGGCACAAAGUCUACUAGGACAUUCACUUUAACAGCAGAUAAUUCCUGGGCUCCUUUGGUAUCUAUACUUGUAUUCUAUGUAGAUGAGCUUGGAGUGGUUGUAAAUGAUGCUCUCACUGUCCCCAUCCAGCCUGCUUUGGAUGACAAGAUUAAAAUCUCUUGGAGCAAAGAUAAAGCCAAGCCAUCUGAGAAAGUCUCCCUUAAAAUCAAUACAACAGAGCCAGGAUCAGUAAUUGGACUUUCAGUUGUUGAUAAAAGUGCAAAGCUUCUGGGAGAAAGUAGUGACAUAACAGAAGAAUCUAUCCUCCAUGAGCUCAAUUUAUACAGCACUGUGCAGUAUUUCCCCCUGGUCAGAGGUUCUUAUGGUGUAUUUCAGAAAUGCAGCCUUUGGGUAUCAACUGAUGCAGUUCUUGAGGAGGAUAAGGAACAUUUUCUUUAUGGUGGAAUGAUACCUAUAGAAGAUGGUUUUGGUGAGGAUAUGCCAGUAUCUAAAAAUGGACCUCCUGAUUUCAACAAUCUCUAUGUGAGGACGCAUUUUCCUGAGACUUGGCUUUGGGUCGACACUGACAUGAGAUCUGAGACAGAAACCACGAUGGAUGCCCUUGUACCUGACACCAUCACAUCCUGGGUAGCCAGUGCUUUCGUGAUCUCUGAGAACGGCGGGCUCGGAGUGACCACGGCUCCGGUGGAGCUAGAAGUUUUUCAGCCUUUUUUCAUUUUCCUGAACCUUCCAUACUCCGUCAUCAGAGGAGAGCAGUUCAUUUUGGAAGUGAACAUCUUUAAUUAUUUGAAAGAAGAAGCUGAGGUUACUGUGAUCCUGGAUAUGAAUGAUGCUUUUGAAAUUACUCUAACAUCCAAUGAAAUAAAUGCUACAGCAAAUCAACAAUCUAUAUCUGUACCAAGUGAAGAUGGGAAAACUGUUCAAUUCCCAAUCAAGCCAAAACAGCUGGGAGAGAUUCCCAUCAAAGUGACAGCAGUAUCAUCUGCUGCUUCUGAUGCUGUUAUCCAGAAAGUUUUAGUAAAGGCUGAAGGAUUGGAACAGACAUAUUCUGAGACAGUCCUUUUGGAUUUGGUUGGGAACAAACGACAAGCAGUGUCUAAAACUUUGGAAUUCACUUUUCCUUCUGAUGUUGUAAGUGACAGUGAGAGAGUGCAGGUCACUGCUGUUGGUGAUUUACUUGGACCUUCUAUCAAUGGUUUGUCAUCAUUGAUUAAGAUGCCUUAUGGCUGUGGUGAACAGAACAUGAUCAAUUUUGCUCCAAAUGUUUAUGUUUUGCAAUACUUGAUUAAAACCAGGCAGCUGAGAGAGGAUAUCAGAUCAAAAGCAGUAUCAUUUAUGAGAAAAGGCUACCAAAGAGAGCUGCUUUUCCAGAGGGAUGAUGGCUCUUUUAGUGCCUUUGGAAAUGAGGAUCCCUCUGGGAGCACAUGGCUAUCAGCUUUUGUGUUGAGAUGUUUCCUUCAAGCUCGCCCGUUCAUAGAUAUUGACGAAGAUGUACUCAUGGAUACAGCUAAAUGGAUUGUCCGUCACCAGAAAUUAAAUGGAGAGUUCCAGGAGCCUGGGAAGGUGUUAAGCAGUGAUCUUCAAGGAGGCAUCAACAAUCCAGUUACUCUCACAGCUUACAUCAUGUCAUCCCUCCUAGGGUUCCCAGAUAAACAGCAUUCUUAUGCCAUCAAGACUGCUACAAACUUUCUAGAGGAUAAAUUAGAAGAAGGCAUUUCAGAUAAUUACACAUUGGCACUUGUGGCAUAUGCAUUGUCCUGGGCAAAAAGUACAAGAGCGAAGGAAGCACUGAAUGUGCUGAACCAGAGAGCAGAACGCCAAGGAGAAUUUCGUUUUUGGGUAACACCUGCUUCUGAAAUUUCUGACUCCUGGCAGCCACGGUCCAUUGAUAUUGAACUUGCAGCGUAUGCUCUGCUCUCUCACUUUCAUCAAGACAGAUUAGCUGAGGGGAUCCCUAUUAUGAAAUGGUUAAGUCAUCAAAGAAAUCACCUUGGGGGAUUUUCAUCUACUCAGGACACAGUGGUGGCUCUACAAGCCUUGAGUCUGUUUGCAGCUCUCACUGCAGGAAGCAAAACAGAAAUGGAUAUAACAGUGACAGCCCCUUCUUUGGAAAUGCCAGAAAUAUUUUCAAUUGACACUCGAAACCGUUUCCUGCUUCAGGCUAAGGAGAUUCCCCCUGCACAACAAAUGGCAAUUACAGUGUCAGCGGAGGGAAUGGGAUUUGCUGUCUUUCAGCUCAAUGUUAUGUACAACACAAAACACACCGACCAGAGGCUCAGAUCUGUCCAAAAUCGAGAAGCCUUUGACUUGAAUGUUGAUGUAAAAGAUGAUAAAGAUGAUAAAAACCACUUGACUUUGAAUGUGUGCACAAGGUACUUUGGCUCUGGCACAGCUCCCAGUAGUGGUAUGGUCCUCAUGGAGGUUGGCUUACUCAGUGGUUUCUCAGUGCCACCAGAUUUUGUUCCAUUAGGCAACACAGUUAAGAAGACAGAAAAAGACAAUGGAAAAGUCAACCUAUACUUAGACUCUCUAAAUGAAACUCAGGUUUGUGUGGAUAUUCCAGCUGUGAGAGACUUCAAGGUGGCAAAUAUCCAAGAUGCUUCAGUGACUGUAGUGGAUUACUAUGAACCUAGGAGAAGAGCAGUGAGAAGCUAUAAUUCAGAAGUAAUGCAAAGUGUAACCUCUUGUGACUUCUGUGAAAGUGAUUGCAGCCUUUGCCACCGAGAUGGUUCUGCAGCCUUGCUUCAGCACUCGUCCCUGGCCUCCCUGUUCUGUGUGCUCUUUGUCCUUCAUGCAAACUUGCUGUGCAGUUGGGUGCUGUAAAGGGAAACAGAUUAUGUUUCACAUCUAAGGUUUCCAUAAAUUAUCCAAAGAAAAUUUUAUGUUCAGAUACCAGCCCGUCUUUAGUGAUUACCAUGACCAAACUCCUGCUGUGUUCAGGGAGAGCUGGGCUGGCCCAUAUGGUAAAUUUCUGGCUGUGCCAGAAAACUUCUACAAGUGUCUGCUGGAAAAGCUUUCCAAGUGUUAGUUUCAUACUGAAUUUAUUUUCUGAAGAAGCACAGAGUUACUGAGAAAGCAGUGUGAUAAAAAGUAAACUUAGCUCCAGAUUCCCACUUUGUUUUUACCCCAGCUUCCAGCUGUGCUCGUUUUUUAGGGAUGCAUGUUAGUUUACCAUGCUUCUCCAAAACACUAUCUGCUUCUCCAUUAGAGUGUUGAUAAGAAUGAUAGGAGCUUGGUAUCAGAGCUCACUAUGUUCUGUUCUGAAGAUGUGACACUCAACAUUAAUACUGAAUUUCUCUUUGUGCUCUCAUGGGGAGUAAUAUGAAAAAAAAAAAAAGAAGGAGCUGGCUUCAGAGCAGAUCCAAGAGCCAAAAAGUACUGCAUUUACAAACUGCUGAAUGCUCCAGAAAGUUGUCAGUCUUCUUUUUUUUUUUUAAUCAUUACAGAGAAGGUAGGCAGAUUUUUUUUUUGUCAAUUCAUAAGCUAACCAUGCUUGAAAAUAAGGCCUCAGGAUGUUCUCAUGCAUUUUACUCUGGAAGGCUUUUUACUGUAAAUGCAUCAAAGAUAAAGUCUGUUGUUCAGACUUCAUUUUUCCAGGGUUAUUCAGAAACAAAUGCAAUUCUCUUUCCAUGUGAGAAUGCUGGUGUCAGCUGGCAUGUAUUUAUGGCCAGAUGAAGGAAGUUUGCUUUGAACCUGUUCUGGAUUUUUGAUGUCUCCUAGAAAUGUCACUCAGGGGCAUCAUUUAUGUCUUGUGCUUUCAGUGACAUCUUGUCAUCAGUUCAGGUGGCAUAACCCCAAACAGUUGUUUGCUGCUCCCACUGCCAUGUGAGCUGGUGGCCCUGGAUGCCACCUGUGCCCCCUGUUGCUGGUGGUGGGAGGGGCUUUUAGGAGGCAUGGGCUGCAUGUGCACUCAGUCCAGCCACACAAUUCACAUGUUUGCUUGACCUUAACCCCAUCCAGGUAUGCUCAAGUGCUCUGCUGAAGCAGAAUGGAGGAGAGGGAUGCUGAAAAGUAGCAGGCACUUCUACACCCAAACCUGCUCCUUGCACUUGGGGAGGAUUACAGAUCUCUGUGAGUGUGGAAUCUCACAGAUCUUUGUGAGUGUGGAAUCUCACAGGAAUCUCACAGAUCUCUGUGAGUGUGGAAAUGUGUGAGCUUGGCAGCUCUUUGCUCCCAAGUGAGUGUAUGAAUGCCUUCCUUGUCUGGCAGCCACUCUGUCCUCCUUGUACACUACCUGUAAUAUCUAAUGCUUACUUCUUUUUGAUAAGGCAGCCAAGCUGUUGCACUCAUAGUUACUACAAUGAAGUUAAUAGCUGUCAUGCUGACUAAGAGAGGUGGAAGUUGUAAUUUCUGUUGAUUCCCUUUC